Molecule: messenger RNA, 2826 nt
Organism: Ogataea philodendri
Lineage: Eukaryota; Fungi; Ascomycota; Pichiomycetes; Pichiales; Pichiaceae
Exons: 1
Coding region: 1-2826 (941 amino acids)
Biological process (GO): DNA-templated transcription; regulation of DNA-templated transcription
Molecular function (GO): DNA binding; DNA-binding transcription factor activity, RNA polymerase II-specific; zinc ion binding
Source: RefSeq, a predicted model, not a curated record
AUGCCUCCAUCGUCUUUGCCCGGCUCAAAGCCUAAAGUUAUCAAAGCCCCGGGAUCAAAUACUAUCAGAGUCUCUGUUGCGUGUGACCGUUGUCGAAAGAAGAAGAUUAAGUGUUUCUACGAUGAAGGCGACGAGAUCGACCCAAACGGCCGCGCCCAAUGUGCGAAUUGCAAAGGCGUGGGUCUCGAAUGUAUUUUCACCGAUAAACUAGCAAGAAAAGCGUUUCCAAGAGGUUACACGGAGUCCUUAGAAGAGCGGGUGCGAGAAUUGGAGUUUGAAAAUAGAAAGCUUCAGAAACUGUUGAACUUGAAGGCAGACACCUCUGAGCUUUCGGAUGGUCCCGUGGACGACCAGAAACCGCCCUCUUUGCUCAACGACGAAAAUCUGUCUCUGCUCAACAAUCAGAAGGAGUUCAAGUCCAUGGAGGAACACUUACACGACGAAACAUGCAACUGUGGCAAUUUCCCACAUGCCGUGCACAAUAGACCAGUUUCGAUCGCAGGAUCGGUGGAUAUCGACAAAGGUGACCUCAGCGACGACGAUAUCUCGUUGUACUCAGCCUCCAUGGGCUCCAACUACCACUUCACACAGAACGCAGAUGAUCUGAGAAACAGAUAUGGUUAUAAUUCAUUUGAACAGGUCAACGCUCCAGGAGCUGCUGCCGCUGUUUCUUUGCAAAACAAGUUACGAACUAAACAUUUUAUGAGCUUGGCAAACCUCAUUGCAACAGCUAUUCCCCGAUCAACCGAAGAAACCUUAUUCAUACCUUCUUUGUUGGCUAAAGUCGUGAGCGUUCAUGGAUUUAACUCCAAAGCUCCUUACCUGACGUCCAAAUCCAUUGCUUUGCUUAAAGAAGCAUACAAUGAGGACAGUCGAUACUCGCAAUUUCCAAUCAGCUUCGAAAACACCAAAUUCAAUGAAUUGUCUGCAGACGAGUCAAAAGCGUUCUUCCAGACCCUUAGUCUGCCAAACCAUGUGAAUUUAGACCUUUGUAUCUCCUUGUUUUUCGAUACGUGGAACCAGGUGACACCUGUGCUUAAUAAAGAGAUCUUCAUGGCCAACUAUCUGAAAUUCAACAAAUCCAGAGAAACCAAUUUUGAAGACGGGGCCAUGUACGGAAUGGAAAAAUUCGGAGAAAUGUUGAUUAUCAUCACCACCUUGGUUAUGCUCGCUCAGGAACGCAACAACUUGUAUGCCCACAACAAGGAAAAGUCUGCCAGUCACGGAGAGUUACUGCAAUUUUACGAUCACCUUAUCAAGCAAUUUAUUGGCUCAAGCAUGAACUCGAUCUGUUCGAUCACAUCAUUACAACUGACAACGCUCGAACUGCUCUAUUGUCUCACCACAGCCGAUUUGAACACCAGUUACGAACUGCGUGGUAAACUGAUCACCAUGACCCAGCAACUGAGGCUACACAGAUGUCCAGCUGCAGUUCUGGGCCAGAACGGAUCCAAAGUGUCGAAAUUGCAACAGGGAGAGCGGAGAAUCUUGUUCUGGUGUAUCUACACAUUAGACACAUUUAGUGCUCUCAUACUGGGAGUUCCCAGAUUGCUUAAAGAUUACGAAGUGGAAUGUGCUUUGCCGUCCUCCUCGUCAUCUGACGGAACAGAUAUCAACCUCAUCACCUUCAACAACACGCAACUGUCUCUUGUGGGUAAAGUCAGCGACCAGGCGUUGAGUGUCAUGCGGUUUGCCAAAGUGUUGGGUACCUGUGUUGAUGCCAUCUUCAAAAGAAGCAACAACGAGAUCAAGAAGACCAACAUCGACGAGUCAUCCACUCUCAUGUUGGAGCAUCUGCUAGAGUCGUGGCGCAAAGACCUGCCGUCGUCUUUAAGGUUCGACAGUGACAUUGGAGCAGCAGAGAUGGAGAAGCUCACUGAGGCGCAAAUCACAUUGCUCUUCCUCUACCAUCAGGCAAAGGCUCUGAUUUACAUGCCAUUAAUGGCCACAGAAACCACCAACUCGAAGAACUCUGCUUCGUAUAUUGCGAUCCAGCAAUCGUCCACGGCCAUUCUUGCCAUUUCCAAGCUGCUGAACACAGCCAAGUUCCACUUUUACCAUCUCCCGUUGCCGAUCAACACUUCUCGCCAAAAAGCAAGGUUUGCUCUUUUGGCCGCUAAAGGAGCCCUCGAAUACACCAGAGGUGGUGCUCUAUUCCAGGACUCCAAGUCGCUGCUCAGCUCGGUGAUUGGAGACUUAAAGCUGGAGACUGACAUCUCGUUCCUUGGAUGUUUAUCCAAGUCCUGCGUGGAGCACCUGGAGAUAGCCAUAGAUACAAUACUGACUGCUCCAAAGGUCAACUCUCCUCCUUCUCAACAGUCUGCGGAGACUCCAAAGAAGGACAAGAAGAAGAGCUCUACUCUCAGAACCAUGCUCUCCACCCCUGUCAAGGUCGAAGAGGAGGAACCUGCGAUCAACGAUAUAUUUUCUUCGCAAUCACCUCCUCAAAUCGUCAGACCGUCCUCCUUCCAGUACCAAACGUUACAAGAUCAGAUGCGCCAUCCGUCUCCACUCCCACCUCAGUUCACCACUCCGCCAGAACAGCAACAACAGCAACAGCAGCCCUACCAACAGUAUCCGAUGAUGAACAUGCAGCCCCAGCCGCAAGUUCAGCAAUCAAUACGUCCUGCCUAUCCACAGCCAGAGCAGAGGUCGUACACGGAUCUGAUGAUGUUGAACGACUUUGGAGUCGACGCUUCUCUUGGUCUGUCGUUGUUGGAUUUUGAGUUUGACGAAAACUGGCAGAAGAAACAGAGAAGAGAUUCCAGCGCUACAACAUCCAAUGUACAAGAUUUCUCAAGCGCGGAAGAAGACUUGUGGAAAUGA